AUGUGCAAUCAUGGCUCUUGUGUUUCUAGCAUUGACAAGUUGACCGGUGCAUUAUACCUGGGAGAUUUAGUUCAUCGAGAGCUUUCCCAACUGGUAUUGGACCGUGUCCUUUUUGAUGGCCACCCUUGUGAGAAAGUGGACGAGCCUGACACGUUCCCUACGAAAUACAUCAGUGAAAUACUAGCUGAACAAGAAGGCAGCUACAAAGCGUGUCGUCGUAUAUGUGAUGAGCUCGACGUGCCUAUGCAUGGUUCCAGUGACUAUCACAUAAUUCGUGGAGUUUGCUAUGCUGUGUCAAAUCGUAGUGCAGCUAUCGUCGCAGCAGGUCAGUAUUCGUAUCUAACAGCCUACUGUGUCUCAGGGAUAAGGAGUGCACCUACAGUCUGCCUACCUGGAUUAUGA
This is a messenger RNA of Cooperia oncophora, 402 nucleotides long. The record is from the annotation of a GenBank genome assembly. Lineage: Eukaryota; Metazoa; Nematoda; Chromadorea; Rhabditida; Trichostrongylidae.